GAGAGCAGGUACAUCACCGACUGCAUCAACUGUCAGUUGCUUUUUUCCAUUUCCCGAUCCAUGCGCUCUAACCAGAGUCCCAGGGGAACUGUCAGGUGGGAUGGAUUUUAUAGUAGUGACACUGUCCGUGUUCAUAGUGAUCAUCUCUACGUGUCUACUGUGUUCUAAGAGAAACCCGAACUCCCCUCCGUGCAUAAGAGGAUGGAUCCCUUGGUUCGGUGCAGCUUUCGAGUUCGGCAAAGCACCACUGGAUUUCAUAGCCCAAGCUAGGCUCAAGUAUGGACCAGUCUUCACCAUCUUUGCUGCUGGGAAGCGCCUGACCUUUGUGACUCAGCAUGAAGACUUUCAUACAUUUUUCAUGUCAAAAGAUGUGGACUUUGAGCAGGCAGUGCAAGAGCCCGUCCAUAACACAGCAUCCAUCAGCAAGGAGAGCUUCUAUAAGUUCCAUCCUGCCUGUAAUUCUCUGAUCAAGGGCAGGCUGACCCAGGCUAACUUGUCCCUAUUGUCCAGCAACUUGUGUGAGGAGUUCAACUACCAUCUGGAGCUGCUGGGAUGCAAGGGGUCAGGGGGACUGAGUGACCUUGUCAGGAGUGUCAUGUACCCAGCGGUGAUGAGCAAUCUUCUUGGGAAAUGCAACUCGCCACCCUGCCCCGCCACAGUACAGGAGUUCAAGGAGAAAUUUCGCAUUUAUGACGAGGGCUUUGAGUAUGGAUCCCAACUGCCUGACAUUUUCCUGCGGGAUUGGGCAAAAUCAAAGCAAUGGCUCCUUUCCCUUUUGGGUAACAUGAUCAUCAAAGCAGAAGGGAACAAGCCCACAGAGGCUGGCACCAAGACAUUGCUUCAACAUCUUGUUACCACAAUAACAGAUAAAUUCCUGCCCAAUUAUGGACUACUGAUGCUAUGGGCAUCACUUGCCAACGCAAUACCUAUUACCUUUUGGGCAAUCGCCUUCAUUCUGUCCAAUCCUUCAGUGUACCAGACAGCCAUGGAGCAGAUCACCACAGUGCUCAAGAAUCAAGACACGGCGCGAACACCUGUGACGGCGGCGGACCUGCAGCAGCUGUCCUAUGUGAAGUGGUGCAUCCUGGAAACUAUUCGUCUCCGAGCCCCGGGGGCCAUCACCCGCAGAGUGGUCCGGCCACUCAAGAUGCAGAACUACAUCAUUCCACCAGGGGACCUGUUGAUGUUGUCCCCUUUCUGGGCUCACCGGAACCCCCAGUACUUCCCAGAUCCAGAGAAGUUCAAGCCUGAACGAUGGGAGAAGGCAGAUUUAGUAAAGAAUGUCUUCUUGGAAGGGUUCGUGGCAUUUGGAGGCGGCCGAAACCAGUGCCCAGGAAGGUGGUAUGCCUUGAUGGAGAUCCAUAUGUUUGUUUCCUUAAUUCUCUACAAGUAUGAGUUCACCCUUCUGGAUCCACUCCCUAACCCAAGCUCACUUCACCUGGUUGGGACACAGCAACCAGACGGUCCCUGCAGAGUACAGUACAGACACAGGUAGUCUGCCACAGCCAGAGGGAGGUGCUAAGCAUUCCAUCACCUGUGAUGAUCAUUUGAUCACAUCACCCCAGAUGUUGCCCCUAACGCCCUCGUCACUAAAACCUCUUUCUCUUUAUCACCUCUCCUGUCACGUCGUCUAUGAACAUUCCAAGAACCUGGGGAAACAACGAAAGCACUUAUGAUCUCAUUUUCAAACUCUUUUUAUUUAGGAUAUAUAUGAAAAUCUGAUUUUUAUUUGUAUUAGUAUUUGUAGGUUUGUAUACACUGUGAUUAAUUAUAAUUCAGCAUUCACUGAACAAGAACACAGAAGUUCUGUUGGACAUCAAGCAGACACAUUCAGAACCAUUUGAACAUGCUAUUGAGGUUAGUACCGAUUUAAGAGCAGUAUUAUGAAAAAUCUCACAAUACGCACAUUUACAUUUCAGUUUGUCACUCAGCAGAUACCCUUAUCCAGAGUGACUCAAAGUAAGAGUGUAAAAAUGUAUUCGAUAAAGUUGCAGGCACAGUGUUACAUAUAGAACAUGAUGGCUCAUAUCCAAACAGGUGUUACAUGUCACAUGUGCUGUGAUAUCUAGUGCAAUGGUAAAGUAGUUCAGUGCUACUGUAAUACACAAGUGCAAUACAACACAUCCUACAGCAUUGCAGAGAAUACACAAGUGAAGGAAAGAUGUGAAUUAUGAUUGGGCAGGACAGUCUAAACGCAGUCUAAAGUGGUGGGUCUUCAGUAUGCGAUGGAAGAGAUGGCCCAUAUUGCAGAGAUACAGGUCACUUGUAAUGCUUUGAGCUUUGCUUUCAUGUUGAAUGCCCUGGUUUUCUCUUCCAUCUGUCUUUUUUCAUCACUUUUGACCAAUACAGAUGUAGUU
This is a messenger RNA of Megalops cyprinoides (Indo-Pacific tarpon), 2357 nucleotides long. It is a transcript of the gene cyp39a1, whose product is annotated as 24-hydroxycholesterol 7-alpha-hydroxylase. Gene Ontology annotation, molecular function: steroid hydroxylase activity; iron ion binding; oxidoreductase activity, acting on paired donors, with incorporation or reduction of molecular oxygen. The record is from RefSeq and is a predicted model, not a curated record. The transcript is spliced from 12 exons. Bases 101 to 1495 code for a protein of 464 amino acids. Gene Ontology annotation, biological process: cholesterol homeostasis; bile acid biosynthetic process. Lineage: Eukaryota; Metazoa; Chordata; Actinopteri; Elopiformes; Megalopidae.